This is a messenger RNA of Phytophthora sojae, 570 nucleotides long. RefSeq lists its product as hypothetical. The transcript is spliced from 3 exons. The record is from RefSeq and is a predicted model, not a curated record. NCBI's taxonomy places the organism in Eukaryota, Oomycota, Peronosporomycetes, Peronosporales, Peronosporaceae. The coding region runs from base 1 to 570 and encodes 189 amino acids.
AUGCAGAACGUUUCCUCCGACCAGCAGCCAAGCUCCCGCCCGCGGUACUUCAUCACUCCGGGCAUCCAGGAAGAAGUCGCUGGGGCCGUGUUCAACGUUCUGGACGGGGAGAGCAACGAUCGAGUUGGAAUGGGCGUCUUCUUCUCGGGGAGACUCGCCGACGAGCAGCAAGCAGCAGGAAGUCGCGUUCGAGUUGUCGACAAGGACGACCAGGAGAUGGUCCUUCGCGUGGUGGCCUGCGAUCCCGCUGAGGACGUGGACUGCGCGAUUCUGGAGCUACCGAUGGGCCAGGAAGGUCGCCCAUUCCUCGCUCCGUGGGAAGGAGACGCAGCCUUACUGACAGGACGGAUCGACUUCGUGUUGGCUUCGACGAUCAGGGGCCAGCUUUGUUUCUCGGAGGCGCCCAUCUCGGUGACCACGAUUGAGGAGGCGCGAAUGCAGAAGAGUGGUGAAAGUCUGAGGGAUACGAAGCCUUCGCAGGCUGAUGGAUACGCCCAGCUAUGCUGUGGCGUGCUGAUGUCGGAGGUGACGAAGAUGCUCGACAGCGUCUCGCAAACUGAACGCUCGUAG